CUUAAAAACCAACUCCCACCGCUCCGCUCUAUUAUAUCUCGACUUCCCCAUUCUAAGAAGCAUGCGCCCCGCACGUGCCGGGGAUCCGCCGAUGAGCUCACCGGUCGUCGUCGUCGUCGUCCUCCUUCUCUUCCUCACGCCGGCGGCGGUUGUGGUGGCGUGGCGGCCGUGGCCGCAAACCGUCCUAAACACGACCAUCACCAGCGGAAAAGAUGGCGGCGUCGCGAUGGGCCUCGGGGCCUCCAAGAAGUACGAGGGGUCGUCGGAGUUCGUCCACCUCCGCUACCACAUGGGCCCUGUCCUCACCGCCAACAUCACCGUCCACCCUAUCUGGUACGGCGACUGGACCCGCGCCCAGAAGCAUAUCCUCCGCGCCUUCCUCCACUCCAUCUCCCCGCCCGACCCCGCCGCCGUCUCCAUCCCCUCCGUCGCCGCCUGGUGGCGCACUGUCCAGCUCUACACCGACCAGACCGGCGACAACGUCUCCCGCACCGUCAUCCUCGGCGCUGAGAAGAACGACCGCCGCUACUCCCACGGGAAAUCCCUCACUCGCCUCUCCAUCCAGUCCGUCAUCCGCGCCGCCGUCACCGCCCGCACCCGCCCUCUCCCCGUCAACCCCCGCGGCGGCCUCUACCUCCUCCUCACCUCCGCCGAUGUCGCCGUGCAGGACUUCUGCGGCCAGGUCUGCGGCUUCCACUACUUCACCUUCCCCUCCAUCGUCGGCUACACCCUCCCCUACGCGUGGGUCGGCAACUCCGCCGCGAAAUGCCCGGGGAUCUGCGCGUACCCCUUCGCCGUGCCGGAGUACAUCCCCGGCGCUCGCUCGGCGGGGCGGCCGCCGAAUGGGGACGUGGGGGUGGACGGGAUGGUGAGCGUGGUGGCGCACGAGCUGGCGGAGAUGGCGUCGAACCCGCUAGUGAACGCCUGGUACGCCGGCGGCGACCCCAGCUUCCCGACGGAGAUCGCCGACCUCUGCGAGGGGAUCUACGGCACCGGCGGCGGCGGGGCGUACACCGGCCAGCUGCUGGUGGACGGCCGCAGCGGCGCGGCGUACAACGUCAAUGGCGUAGGCGGCCGUAAGUUCUUGGUGCAAUGGAUCUGGAACCCCAACCUCAACUACUGCUCCGGCCCCAAUGCCCUCGACCAAUGAGACGAGCCAUAUUAUUAGAUUAAGCCAAAGAAAGCUAUGGUAUUUGCCGUAUUUACUCAGUUAUAGUUUUCACGAAGGUAUUUAAGUUUUAAAAUGGCCUUGUCUCUUGGGUUAUCUUCUCUUUCGAGUUAAUAGUAAGUAACAUGCUACUAGAGUUAGGGUGUUGAUUAAUAAGAAGAAAGGAGAGGGGAGGAGUAAUGUGAUAUUUUUGUGUAUAAGGAUGUGGGCUUGUUUUGUUGUUGUACACAGGAAGGAGUUAGGAUGGGAUUUGCUCUGGCUUUUGCUUUAGCUGCUAUAUAUCUUGCUCUAUGCUUCUUGGGGUGGUCUGGGUUUUGCUUCA
This is a messenger RNA of Phoenix dactylifera (date palm), 1490 nucleotides long. The record is from RefSeq and is a predicted model, not a curated record. Lineage: Eukaryota; Viridiplantae; Streptophyta; Magnoliopsida; Arecales; Arecaceae.